GUCACUAUCUGUCGAGUCAUGAUCUAGAACAUGAGUCCACAGAGGGGCAGCCUUUAAUAAGUGGACAAUUUAUCACUUUGGUAUCAGUAUAGCAGUAGCGCAGCGUCUCUUUAAAUUACAGGACUAGUUUUGAGAUCAGCACCACAAUGCCAAGCUACAAGUUGACCUACUUUAACGUACGGGGUCGAGCGGAGCUGGCGCGGUAUCUGUUCCUCGCCGCAGGACGGGAUUUUGAAGACUACCGGAUACAGAGGGAGGAUUGGCCAGAACUUAAACCUAAAACGACGUUCGGUCAGUUGCCCAUUCUGGAGGUGGACGGGGAACAGCUAGCACAGAGCAACGCCAUAGCACGCUACCUGGCCAGGGAGUUUGACAUGGCAGGAGAGAAUAGCUGGGAGCAGGCAUUGUGUGACCAGACGCUAGAACUCAUAAAUGAUCUCAUUAAAGAAUUAGUCGCAGUCUUCCUAGAGAAGGAUGAGGCCAAAAAGGCCGAACUGCAGAAGAACGCUGGUGAAGUUGUGUUCCCAAAGUUUCUGGGCAUUUUUGAAAGUAUGCUUGCCAAAAAUGGGAAAUACUUAGUUGGAAGCGGGCUGACGGUUGCUGACUUGGCCCUAUAUGCUGUUUUCGACACACCAUUACAGAAUGUACCGAAUAUGAUGGAUAAAACACCAAAAUUAAAAGCACAUAGAGCUAUGAUUGAAGCGAUCCCGAAGAUUAACGAAUACAUUAGCAAACGCGAGAAGACGGACAUUUAAUAAAUAUUGAUCGAUGGGAAAGACAAACUCGUGCGGCAGUUACAUAGAAGAGAAUUACAAUCGCUCUCAUUUCAGAUAUUUCUUUCGACUGAUAUGAUCAGUUUAGGCUGAAUAAAGCUUCAGGGAAAUUUA
Messenger RNA from Mya arenaria, 887 nucleotides. RefSeq names its product glutathione S-transferase 1-like. Gene Ontology annotation, molecular function: glutathione transferase activity. Gene Ontology annotation, biological process: glutathione metabolic process. The transcript is spliced from 6 exons. Bases 147 to 755 code for a protein of 202 amino acids. The record is from RefSeq and is a predicted model, not a curated record. NCBI's taxonomy places the organism in Eukaryota, Metazoa, Mollusca, Bivalvia, Myida, Myidae.